CUUUCUGUGUUUCCUCCUGCUGUUGCUGAGGACAGCUGCUGUUUGUCCGACACCAGUUUAAAAUGGCGUUCCUCAGUGAGCUGAAGCAGGACACCCAGAACGCUCUCAAGUACUACAGAGCUGCGUAUAGUCUGGUGCAUGAGCUCAGAGCCCAUGAGACCAACAUGCUGGAGAUCAAAACCAUGGCAGGAUUCAUCAACUAUAAGAUCUGCCGUCUGUGUUUCCAGCACAACACGCCUCUGGACGCUAUAGCUCAGUUCAGGAAGCACAUCGACCUGUGUAAGAAGAAGAUCGGCAGUGCUGAGCUGGCCUUUGAACACUCGGCGUGGAUGUCUAAACAGUUCCAGUCUUUCGGCGAGCUGUUCGAUGAGGCGAUAAAGUUAGGUCUGACCGCCAUCCAGACCCAGAACCCAGGUUUCUAUUACCAGCAGGCCGCCUGCUACAGCCAGGACCGGAAGCAGAUGGCCCAGCAGCUCUGCCAGGCUGGAACCACCUACCCUUCCCCUGACCCUCUGGACACCCAGAGUGGAGGACUGGACUUCUACGGCCAGAGGCCCUGGAGACAAGGACACCAGAGUAUUGAUCCAACUGAUCCAGAGAAGGAGAAGAUGGGGAUUCUGGCUCUGCAGAUUAAAGAGAGAGACGUCCCCCACUCGGAGCUGAUCAUUGCUCUUCUCAGCAAUGCUGUUGCCCAGUUUAAGAAGUACAAGUGUCCUCGGAUGAAGAGUCACCUGAUGGUGCAGAUGGGAGAGGAAUACUACCAUGCUAAAGACUACACCAAGGCCCUGAAGUUGCUGGACUAUGUAAUGUGUGAUUAUCGCACAGAGCGAUGGUGGCCUCUGCUGACGGCCAUACUGACCACGGCGCUGCGCUGUGCUUAUCUGAUGGCCAGUGUGAAGGACUACAUCAUCUACUGCAUGGAGCUGCUGGGCAGAGCUUCUACCCUUAAGGAGGAGCAGAAGUCAAGGAUAGAGAAGAACCUUUUUAAAGUGCUAAUGAACAAGGUUCCGGAGGCUGAGGCAGAGUGUGAUCCGUCUUCUGUCAGCGCCGCCAGGUCGCUGUGGAGCGACCGCAUGGCUUUGUCAGGAUCCAAUGAACUGACCGUGGAAAUGCAGGACUACAUCCCAUUCAUUCAGUGCAAAGCGCGGUUCCAGUCUCCUAGCUUCCAUGUGGACCAGCCCAUCCAGCUGCAGGUGUUCCUCAGGGCUGACUGUCCGCACCCUGUGUCCUUCACUAAGCUCAGCGUCAGCCUCAGCAACCAGGAAUACAACCAGUGGUGUGUGGUGGAACCAUCGGGUCCAGAGACCAGGACGCUGUCACCAUGGAAACCUGAAAGCUACAGCUUCAGCUUUGUGGCCAGAACUGAAGACGUGGGGCGGAAGGUGGAGAUUACCGGUGUGGAGGUGAUGCUGGGCAGUGACGGCGGCCGCUGCGUGUUCCUGAGCUGGAGAGGCGCUGGCGGAGAUGCCGCCUCCACCCAGGAAGCCCUGCAGGCCAGCAGGUCGUCACGGCGAUGGGGGCGGGGCGCCGAGGCCCGUCAGGAGCCGGACUGGGACGGCGUGACGCUGCAGCACAGCACCAUGAUCAUCUCCAGGGUCCCGAAGAUCAGCGUCCAGCUGAGCCACCAGCCUCCUGCUCUGUCCAACGAGAUGUACCGCAUCGGCCUGACCGUCCAAUCACAGGAGGACGCUGUAGCCAGGGAUGUUAGGCUCACCGCCGGUCUGAAGCCAGGUCAGGAGGCCGGUCUGGGUCAGAACACCCAUGUGACGCUGGACGGGUCGGCCGUGUGUGACGACAGCGCCCCGGCUCUGCUCACCGAGGUUCCUCUGGGCGAUCUGAAACCAGGAGAACAGCUGCAGACGUGCGUGUUUGUGAGGUGCGUGUCAACCGGGCCGCGGGUCUUCCUGUUCCACGUGGCCUACAGCAUCGACACGGCUGUGGAAGGACGGCGCAUCGUGUGCAGAUGUCACAAGGAUGAGACAGUUGCUGUAGAGACCGUGGUCCCGUUUGACGUCUCAGUGAAGUUCGUGUCCACCAAGUUCGAACCGCUGGAGCAGGUGGCGGUGGAUGUCCCCUUCCUGCUGAUGACCGACGUCCUCUCGUCUUCUCCGUGGCCUCUGCUGCUAAGCUCCUCCCAGCUGCAGCUGCUGACGGUGACCAGCAACACUCCUCAGCUGCAGUCGCAGCUUCAGCAAGUGGUUCUACAGACGGGUGAAGGAGCCAGUGAGUGUUUCUGUCUCCGAGUGCCACCGGGCGCCAGCAGCAACAGCACCAUGGCAACAGGACAGUACAUCCUGUCAUGGAGGAGGAAGUGUUAUGGUUCCGACGGCCCCCUGAUCCAGACCACCGUCCCUCUGCCUCAUGUCGUCCUGGAGUCUGUCCCGCUCUACAUCUACGCCGAUCUUCCUUCCUUUGGACGGGUCAGAGAGUCUCUUCCGGUCCGGUACCACAUAGAGAACAGGACGGCCCAGCUGCAGGAGGUGGAGAUCGCUGUGGAUCCAUCAGAUGCCUUCAUGUUCUCUGGACUCAAACAGGUGCGGCUCCGUGUGCUGCCCGGUACCGAGCAGGCCCUACUGUAUAACUUCUACCCGCUGAUGGCGGGCUACCAGACGCUGCCACAGCUCAGCCUCAGCCUGCCGCACUGCCCCACCGCCAGCGGCACCGCGCUCAGACGCUUCCUGCCACAGCGCAUCUUCGUUAAGCCUCAGGGUCGGCAGGCGGACGACGCCUCCAUCGCUGCAGCCUGAGGAACAUCCCUGACACGGAGGACUCGGUCAGUAACACUAUCCAUCACCAUGUUGGACCCAGCAGCAGCGCCGUGGUUCUGGAAGGACCGGAACCGGAUGAGGGACGCCGGUCCUGAAGUCAGCUGCCUGUUUGAUGUUUGCAUGUCAGCUGUGAACAUGUCAUGGAGGAGAGAAUAAAUAUUUAACAUCCAUGUUUGAUAAGCGCGUCU
This is a messenger RNA of Cyprinodon variegatus (sheepshead minnow), 2956 nucleotides long. It is a transcript of the gene trappc11, whose product is annotated as trafficking protein particle complex 11. Lineage: Eukaryota; Metazoa; Chordata; Actinopteri; Cyprinodontiformes; Cyprinodontidae. The record is from RefSeq and is a predicted model, not a curated record. Bases 63 to 2747 code for a protein of 894 amino acids. The transcript is spliced from 24 exons.